Messenger RNA from Gymnodraco acuticeps, 9745 nucleotides. It is a transcript of the gene mdga2a, whose product is annotated as MAM domain containing glycosylphosphatidylinositol anchor 2a. Lineage: Eukaryota; Metazoa; Chordata; Actinopteri; Perciformes; Bathydraconidae. The transcript is spliced from 18 exons. Gene Ontology annotation, biological process: homophilic cell-cell adhesion. Gene Ontology annotation, molecular function: cell adhesion molecule binding. The record is from RefSeq and is a predicted model, not a curated record. Gene Ontology annotation, cellular component: plasma membrane; cell-cell junction. Bases 898 to 3813 code for a protein of 971 amino acids.
CUGAGCGAAGCCUCCCAUACAGAUGAGCGCUGGAAGCCACGCACCUCUUGACGUAGCCACAGACCGGUUGCGGUGCCACUCGGUCUCCGUAGCACGUAUUUGCGCAACGUGACCGAUGCUCAACUGGCUCCACGGCAGGCACAUCCGGCUCCCACCGUCUCGUGAAUUCACUCGAAAAAAGUGCUAUCAUAACGCCGAGGAAAAAAGCUAGAGCCUCCGAGGUGCUGUGGAGGGGGAAAAAAACCUCCACCGCUUCUCUCCUCAGACUGGACCUUCCCCUUGUCACCGCCGCCGGUAGACAUAAGUCGGGGUGCAGUCGUGAUGUGACUGCGUGAACGCACUCCACUUUGGUAUCUGCAACAGCAGCUUUGACGACCGCCCAGAAGGUGAAAACAGUGCCAGCGUCAGUGUUUUGGUGAAGCAGAGGUGAUGGCUUCGUUUGACAGCAUGCAGUCCACGCAGCAGCAGCUUCCGUGACCACAGCUGGAUUUGUAGGGAGCUAUGUCCGCGGGCACCGAGGCUCCGUCCGCCUGUGAUAGUCGACAGCAUCAGUGUGCACCCUCGGUUUGGCGCUUCGAGAGUCUUCGCUAAAGUCCACGCGCACACUACCUGGAGUCAAGGAGAGGUUGCUGUUUGUUGAAAGGCCGGGCUCUCUGCAGCCCACAACCCCACAUCCUCCGCGGCGUUUCUCCGCGUUCUUCAUAGCGGUGGACAUCAAAGCAACCGCUACCUGAGCCUGAUCUCCAACCGCGGCCAUACAUACCUUUACAGCUAAUACUGAGACUUAAUUAAUCGACGCGUGGAUCGCAGCGGUGCUGUAUAUGUGCCUCAGUCACACCGCCCCGGAAAGGACUUCUUGCCAUUGAGAGCUGGAUAUGCAGAGAUUAACGUGAGAGGAUGGAUCUAAUUAUCUGUGUUUUGGGGCUGCUGGCGCUGGCCGUGGAGGGCAUCCGUUGCCAAGGAGUGUAUGCACCUCCGAGCGUCCGCAUUAUACACUCGGGGCAUGCCUGUAAUGUGGAGGAGGAGCGGCACACGGAGAGAGUGUACACCAUCCGAGAGGGAGAGACCCUGGAGCUCACCUGCCUGGUGACGGGCCAUCCUCGACCACAGAUCCGAUGGACAAAGACAGCGGGCAGUGUGUCGGACCGUUUCCAUGACUCCAGUGUGUUCAACCAGACGCUCAACAUUGCAAAGAUCCUGAGGACCCAGGGGGGGCGCUACUACUGCAAGGCUGAGAACGGCCUUGGAUCCCCCGCCAUCAAGUCCAUCAGGGUGGACGUCUACUACCUUGAUGAACCGACGGUGACGGUGCACCAGAGUAUAGGAGAAGCUAAGGAACAGUUCUACUAUGAGAGGACAGUGUUUCUGCGCUGCGUGGCCAACUCCAACCCGCCCGUCCGCUACAGCUGGCACCGUGGGAGAGAGGUCCUGACGCAGGGCUCGGACAAGGGAGUGGAGAUCUACGAGCCCUUUUUCACUCAGUGUUUUGCACACAUUUGCAUACCAGUUGUGGUUUGGUCUGAGCUGCAGGGGGAAACGAAGAUUUUGAAGCUGAAGAACCUGCGCCCUCAGGACUACGCCAACUACAGCUGCGUGGCCUCUGUCAGAAAUGUGUGUGCGAUCCUUGACCGCAGUGUUAUCUUCAAACUCACCAAUAAGACAGCCUCCCCCUCCAUCAAGCUGCUGGUGGAGGACCCCAUCGUGGUGAACCCGGGCCAGACGGUCUCCUUGGUGUGCAUCACCACAGGUGGAGAGCCGCCCCCCAUUCUCACCUGGAUCUGCAGUAAUGACAGCCUACCACAAAGGAGCGUGGUGAAGGGGGGCACGCUCACACUCCCAGCCAUCACCUCAGACGAGGCGGGCGUCUACAGCUGCGUGGCCAGUAACAGUGUGGGAAACCCGGCCAAGAAGUCCACCACUAUCGUGGUCCGAGCUUUGAAAAAGGGGCGUUUCUGGAUCACUCCCGACCCCUACCACAAUGACGACAAUAUCCAGAUCGGACGAGAAGUCAAGAUAUCCUGUCAGGUGGAGGCGACCCCACCAGAGGAGCUGACCUUUAGCUGGCUGAAGAAUGGCCGUGCCCUGCGGAGCUCGGAGCGUAUGGUCAUCACCCAGACGGACCCCGACAUCUCCCCCGGGACCACCAACCUGGACAUCAUAGACCUCAAGUUCACCGACUUUGGCACCUACACCUGCGUGGCGGCGCUGAAGGGCGGAGGCAUCCCUGAGAUCAGCAUUGACGUCAACAUCUCCUCCACAACUGUUCCCCCCAACCUGACAGUCCCUCGGGGCAAGUCCCCCCUGGUGACCCGCGAGGGUGACACAGUGGAGCUGGAGUGCCUUGUUUCAGGAAAGCCCAAACCCAUCAUCUUGUGGUCGAGAGCCGACAAGGAGGUGCCAAUGCCGGACGGCAGCAUGCAGAUGGAGAGCUAUGACGGCGUGCUGCGGAUUGUCAAUGUUUCCAGGGAGAUGACGGGCUCGUACCGCUGUCAGACCAGCCAGUAUAACGGGUUCAACGUGAAGCCCCGGGAGGCCGAGGUGGAGCUGAUUGUACAAUACCCUCCCACGGUGGAGCCAGUUUACAUGGAGAUGCGUCAGGGCCUGGGCCGGCCGGUGGUGAUGACCUGCAGGGUGCUGCGAGCCCACCCCUCCCGCGUGCUGCGAUUCGAGUGGCUCCUGUCGAACCGGCUGCUCCACGCUGGAGCCUUCGACGCCCAGAGAGACGAAACGGAGUACACCAUCCGCAGCCUGAAUCGAGACGGGUGGGGGGAGUACACGUGUAACGUCAUAAACGAGGCGGGAGCAGGAAAAUGCACCUUCCAGGUUACAGGCAAAGCCUACCCUCCUGAGUUCUACUACGACACCUACAGCCCGCUGUGGCAGAACCGGCCCAGAGUCUACGGCUUCAAACUGCAGUGGACCCAGAUGAACCCCAACGUGGUGGACCGCAUUGUGGCCUACAGGCUGGGCAUCAGACAGAUGGGCCUGCAGCGCUGGUGGGAGCAGGAGAUUCCUGUGGACGGAGCGAUCAACAAAGGAGAGCUGAUGACACACAACCUGACAGAGCUCAUAAAGCCUGAAUCCUACGAGGUGCGGCUGACCCCCAUCACACGAUUCGGAGAGGGCGACUCCACCAUCCGGAUCGUCACGUACAGCGCUCCCAUCAACCCUCACCUGAGAGAGUUCCACUGCAGCUUUGAGGAGGAGGCCAUCUGCAUGUUCACCCAGGACAAGAAUGACGAUUUUGAUUGGACGAGGCACAGCGCUGCUACCAGAGACACCAAGUACACCCCCAACACCGGGCCCAGCGGGGACCGCAGCGGUUCCAAACAGGGUUUCUACAUGUACAUUGAGACAUCAAGACCACGGAAGGAAGAUGAGAAAGCGCGACUAGUCAGUCCGUUUUUCAACAUAGCACCUAAAAACCCUUACGUUAUCACCAACCCGCCUGCCUACUGCUUCGGCUUCUUCUACCACAUGUAUGGGAAACACAUAGGAACACUAAACGCCCUCCUGAAACAGAAGGGCCAAACGACCUCCGAGGCUCCUGCGUGGUCGCUAAACGGUAACCAAGGUGAACGCUGGAAGCAGGCGAAAGUAAGCAUCCAUCCGACAUCAUCCUUCCAGGUGGUGCUCGAAGGUAUCCGGGGAAAAGGCAUCGAGGGAGACAUAGCCAUCGAUGAUGUCACGCUGGAGGAAGGGGAGUGUCGAGACCCUCCACCCAAUCUCAGCUCCAAGUCUCCAUCCACAUCCUCCCAUAUAUGGCUGCUAUGCAUCACCUUGGUGAUGACCCUCCUGGAAGGUCAGAGGUGACCCUUCUCUCCGUCAUCUCAGAGGCGAACAUUCAGACCCUCCGUCUGUGAACUAUACCCUCGGCAUCCAAUCACCAAAGAUUCAUGCAUCCUGAAAGCAGCAGGGGUCCCCUGGCAGACCACGGAGGGGCCGAUAUUAAUGAAAGAGGGAAAAAAAUCAUGAUAUAAACGUGACACAAAAAGUAAUAAAGAAGACGCGCUAAUUUUUUUAAAGAAACCUCUUUUACAGAAACACUCCUCGCUGCAGGACUCUGGACAUCUUUACGAGCACACAGACAAGUGGGCCAUGAAUAAGCCUGAACUUUGGCGAAAGAGUUCACAAGCAUCGAAGGAGGACAGUUUGUAAAGCACAAGAACCAUUUUAUGAAGUUAUGAAAAUAUCUUUGGAAGGCAGCGGAUAUAUAGACUAGUGACUUUUUUGAAAAGGAAUGAACAUUUCCCUGCUUACAAACACAUGGAAUCAGACCUUUCUCUGUGCAUCUUUAUCUUCAUUUUCUCGCACCAGAUGCCAUUCACCGACACUUGUUUUUCACUCUGGCCCAGCCUCACGUCACACCUUGGCAUUUCUUUAUCUGCUCGGUGCUGUACUGUAGAAAAACAAGGUCUGGCAACAUUUAGUUCUGUCUGCUUACUCCCCUGUAGCUGCCUAUGUAUCUAUUAACACUGUGCUCACAAGUCCAAGUGGCCAACCGGCUGUGUGGUGUCAAUGAAAGCAGGAGAAUCAGCGGAGGUGUAGACAAGGUGGACGGGAGGGCAGAGAGAAGCUCAGGAUCUGAAAUGAGAGAGGAAGCAGAGUGGAGGAGAGGGAGAGGAGGGAGGAACAGGCAGAGAGUGGAGAAAGGUCCGAUCAGUGAGGCCUGACUCGAAUAUUCAGUCCGCCUGUGGAACAGAAGCCACUUUACUUUCUGCCAUGAAACAAAGUGCCUUCAGAUUACAAACCGAAUCGUGAGCCUGUGUGUUAAUCAACAUCGAACACAUCUCUGUUCAUGUUUCCUCUGAUGGGCUAUUUUCUACAUGUUUCUUUUGCCCCACAAGUGCUGACGGAAGGGCAUGCGUGUUCAGAGGGAGUGUUGGGUUGUUUAAAUCCUGAUGGGACAGUUGCCUGUGUGUGUGUGUGUGUGUGUGCGUGUGCGAGUGUGUGUGUGUGUGCGAGUGUGUGUGUGUGUUUGUGUGCGUGCAUGCUCCUAAGCCUAUGCCUCGGCGUAGUUCAACGUGAAGGCAGCAUCCCAGGCAGAGCUGGCAGACCAGGUUUGGAUACAAUUUGGAUUUUAAAAAACAGCGGCAACAGUGAAAGUGAGGCUCUGGAUCUUUUCCUGCAGAACGACAAGAUUAUACAGGAGGAUAAAGACAUGUGGUCGAAUGAAUACCCCCACUCUCUCUUCCCAUAAUUCUCCUUCCCUGCGGUGAGAAUUUUUUAACAAAAGAACGACCGCUGAAUAAAACAUUGCGUUGUACAGGGAGGAGAGUAGGAACUCUGGGACUGGAGGCUCUUCUUUAGGGUCAUACGCCUCGCCCCUACCCUCCACCAUUUAUAUGGAACAAUACAAGAAUAAAAGAUAAUAAUGACCAUAAUAAUAGUCAUGAUAUUUUAUUACUCUAGCGAGAAUGUUUCUCUGCUUUUACACAAACUGUGAAGAUUGACUGGAAGAUCUACCUGAGACCAUAACCUUAACCAGCGGGGUUUUUAAAAAAUGUAUUGUAAAAAAGAGAAAAUAAGAAAAUGAAAAAUUCCGUUCAUUGUUGGUUAUGACAAAUGUUUUGAGGACUUGUGUCUUGUUUCUUCUUUUUAUUUUAUUUUCUGUUGAAGAUGACUUAACUUCCUUUCUCUUCUUGUCGUCUCCCUUUGCAUUGCUUAAGUAUCAAAGCUGACGGAAGCAUAAGAAGUAAAACCAAUUUGGUAACUGUAUAACUUGUAAAUGUUAAAAAAGCUCUAUUCAAAGGUUUAUGAUAAAUGUUUUAUGUUGGAGUACAGGAAGCACAACAUACAGUUUAAGGUCUCGACAUAUAAAAUCCAUUUUAUAUUUCUCAAAACAUACGUGACCAAUUUCCACAGGCUUACCAACACAAGUCCGCGUUUAACAGCAAACUGAUCAUUUUGUACUCAUUACAUUCAUAUUUAUAGUGCAACCAAAACACUAAAGGACAGAAAGAAGCCCGGUAUGAUGGAGUGAUCACCAAUGCAGGCUGGGUAACGCUUCAGUUUGGUGUUGUGGUUGUUCAGCAGAUGUAGCCUCUUCUAUGGAAGCCUGAGUGGGUCAUGUACAUGUGUGAGCAUAAAGCUGUGUACAAUAGGUGUGAUAAGAAAAUGAUACGUGUAAAGAAGAUUAAUAUGCCAAGCAAAACAGAGCAGGAUGAUAAGCAUUUCAGGGCAUCCUUAUAAUACCAUCAUGGUCUGUAUGGUGUUAUUACAGAGACAUAAUCACAGCCAUUAUCUGCUGUUAAUUUGUAUCUUUCGUUUUUGUGUUUUUAUUUCUAUAAGGCCAAGAUCAUAAUGAAUGUAAAUGGACUUUUGGUGGGAGUUAUUUUCUUACAGUCUUACUAUGUUUUACCUUCUUUUGUGAGUGUGCUUUUGAUGAUGAGAACAUUCAGAGGUUGUUUUCAACACAUAAAGAACAAGUCCGUCUGACUUUGACACCAUUUUCUAAAUUACAAACUCAAGUGAAAUAUCCAUUUGGGUAGUUGCUAUAUCCUCGUGUCGUAUAGUAAAUAUUGAAAAGUGCCCCGUGCAGUCGUCACUGUCACUAAGCCUGGCAUAUGAGUUCCUUAAGAUAUUUUGAAACUGUUCCUUUUACGGCGGCCCUGAGCACCUUUUCAAUGCAAAUGUUAUAUUAAAUACACCUCCGAGAACAUAAAUGAUUAAAAAAUAACUGCUGGAUUUAAAUGAAAGAACACCUUAGGUAUUACUUUAGUUUGAAAGUAAAAGUUUGACAUGUGGGAAAGGAGCUUCAACAUAACUUUGCAGAAAGACUGUUAGCUUAGCUUAGCAUCAAUACUAUAAACGGGGAAACUGCAAGUCUUGACCUGUCCUCCUACCAGCAUCUCUAAAGCCUGCUAUAAACACAUAAAGCCCUAUAAGUGAUGCUUGUUUAAUCUUUUAAACAGAACUUAAAGUUUAAAAUCAACACGUUUUGGUGUAAUUGGCUUGUCAGGAAGCUAGCAAAGACAUUAGGAAGCUUCAGAGGGAUAUUCUGGUAGCUUAGUGUGGUAUCAAUCUUCUCCUCUUUCUCUCAGCAAAAGCAAAUAAGCAAACUUCCAUUCGACAAACAUUUACUUCAAAAUAACUCCCUUGAGUUCAAUUAUUUCUUCUGGAUAGUCACCAUAGUGUGAAAUUGUCUGAGCAAUAUCAACAGUAGCCUUUCAAAACCUAUGACAGACCUGAUAUGUAUUUCAAAUGUGUGGAUUAUAUUGUUACAUUUAGGGUACAUUCAUAUCUGCAAAUCCUCUUGUGUGAAGGAAAUCUUUUCUUAUUUUCCCAGGACAGCGUUUGAAAUUUGACAGCUAAAGGAAUUAUAGUUUGUUUCCAGGGUAUUAUUAAGUGCCCUUUGUGUAAACAAAAGCAGUGAGUCUGCUGAGUACUAGCUUACUCACUCAGCUCUGCUCUUUUUUAUUGAUAAAAGUCCUCUAAAGCUACUUUAAAGUACAAUUGAAUUGGAUUAACACUUUCUGAAUAUGUAAACAGUGUGGUGCUCACUGACUAUUUUGACGAUUAGAAGCUUCUGGAAGGUGUGAAGUGCUCAUACAUUUGCAUGGGGAAUAGGUUUGAGAUAUUAGUAGUUUAUUCUUCAUUGCUGUGUCCCAGAUAUGAACCGUUUGGGUUUUUCCACCAGCAGGUAGAGUAUGCUGUUUCUGAAAGCAGUAACGAUAGUUUGGCACUCAUGCAAGAGUUUGCAGUUGUAGUGAUAACAUUAGGAAUUUGAAUAGGAUUACAAAAAUCAAAUUAUAGUAUUUUUUGGUAGACUGCUUCAGGGAUCUAUUACUUUCAGAACACUUUGACAAUAGCAUGACAUUUAAAUGUCUUUAUUUACCAGAGUUGGACUGUAUAAACUAUAUGUACUGCAAUAACCCCUAACACAACUGCCUAUUGAUCAGUACUACAUUCUCAAAUGAUUAGCUGAUUGGAACCGGCUGUUUUCUUCCUCACAAUCAUUGGCUGAUUACACCAGCUGACUCCAAACAUCCAUCCAUGCAGGCAUACAGCAUUGUCAUGUGGCCUGAUACCUUACACAUUUAUUUGGCUGAUUAGCUUAUGCUAAUGUUAUUUGCUGCCACAGCUCCCUGAAACAAACAACCUCUACCUUAUGUAAUGUAUUUGUGCUUUUGCUGCUUAGUCUUUUAAAGCUCUUUAGAGCCUUUGCCUAUGAAAUUACCAAGUAAACAAACAAGUACUAUUUUUAUAAUGCUGUUGCAUCCUUGAAGAAAAUCUGUUAUUUAUUUUGUGCAUUCGUUGACAAAUACUCAAAGGAAUUGUGCAGUUAUGCCUGAAUGUACCCGGUGCUUACAUUAAUACCAUUAAAAUUGAGUUACUGUACCAUUAAAGGAUGUGGUCUGUCAGGGUUUGUGCAGGCUGCAAAUUGAACAUAAUUGCCGCAACAUGCAGUGUUCUCAAACUAUUUCCCAGGUUCUUUGGUAAAUUUGAUUAAACUUAUCCAUGUGAGUAGAACCAUGACCAGUUGCUAUGCGAGAAAAUGUAAUUUAAUAAAAAGUACUGCCUUAAUUUCUAGAAAGUGCAUAUCUUGUAAUAUUCUAAACUACAAGUAGAACAAAUCCUGCCUGAAGUCCUUUUCAGUUAUGCUGCUAAACUCAGGCAGUUUUUAUUUAACAAAGUUCCUUAAAAAGGUGUUUUUAAAGCUGUCAUUUACAUAUUUUAACCUCCUUAGUUACACUUAUAGUCCCCUUGUAAUGUUUUAUUCUCACCAUUGAAUAAAAUGCAUAUUACCUGUGCUCUGGCGGUCGUUAAAAGGAACAGUCCCAACAUUUCUUUUUGAGUGGAAAUGUUCUCAUUUUCUGUUCAACCUUAAGAAGGGCUUUGUCACAUUGUGCCAUUCAUUGCGCUAUCUUAGCUUCCCUAAUAACCAUUCAGUUCCACUAGCCUGAUAUAAUUGCGACAGCUAGUUCCAAUAAUCACUACACACACCUUGCUUUCGUGGUUUUGAAUCAGCAAAGAGAAUUUGGUGCCAAAUGGGGGGAAAGCAUCGUGUUAGGCACGACCAGCACCGAUAGAAUUGGCAGUCACAGAAAGUGUUCGUAUGAGGUAAAUGUCUGUCGUAUUAAACCUGAAACAUUACCACUGUGUUGAAUGUGUUUUUUUUAAAUGAAGUUUCUUUCACUUUCCCGCAGUGGCUAGGCAGCAGAGAGUGACUUCUCGACAGGAGGCUGACUGCAGUCUCACUAAAUAACUGGAAGAGGUAGACACAUUUUCAGAGAUCUCAUUUUACUCUGUCAGGGAAGAAGCAGUGUGUCACUGUUUGAUGGCAUGGCUGCUCUGUGUGCCAACUUCACCAGAGGGAGAACUGCCACCUCUCGCUUCCUUAUUGUCUCACUACUUCUCGAGGCCAGGCAGGAUCAACAUGACUGUUCACACUGACUCCAUUUUUACUAGUCCAGUUAUUUAACAUCAGUGGAGCAAGAUGAAAAAACUGAUAUGUAUUUGCCUCUUCGAGAACCCCCACCCCCCCUCACUCCAAAAAAAGACCCUUGGAAAUAAUACGUUUGAUGCUGUAAUAUCAAGGUUGAUAAGAAAGCUGUGUUUCAGUGAUGUUGUUUAUCUUGUUCUGUGCCAACACCCUGUUAUAAUGACCUGUCACUCUUCUCUGUUUUGUGCGCUAUAUUUAUAUAUGAUCAGGCUUCUUUUUCACUGUAUUUCUUUGGAUUUAUCACCCAUUUUUUUUGUGCCAUACCUGCAACUAAUGAAAAAAUAAAGAAAAGGAAUAUUU